This is a messenger RNA of Penicillium canariense, 4002 nucleotides long. RefSeq lists its product as uncharacterized. Gene Ontology annotation, molecular function: palmitoyltransferase activity. Lineage: Eukaryota; Fungi; Ascomycota; Eurotiomycetes; Eurotiales; Aspergillaceae. The transcript has 5 exons. The record is from RefSeq and is a predicted model, not a curated record. Bases 1 to 4002 code for a protein of 1333 amino acids. Gene Ontology annotation, cellular component: cytosol.
AUGGGGGUCCUCCGCACGGUUGCUCUUGUUAUCUUGGGCAUCUCUACCUUCACUUUCAUUGCCCUUUUUGGCCGGCUACCCGCCUUUAGGAAAACACCCAUUGCCUUUCUAUAUCGGCUGUUAUGGGUCUAUCUUCCUAAUGGGAUCGCCUACCUCGACUCGCAUCUGCUGGGUGGCUGGCUGGUCAGAGCGUGGAGCCGGUCUGGCAGAUAUGUCUUGCAUGAAAAUCAUCCUCUGGUUCUUAUCUUCUUCGUGGGCUUGCUUGCGGUUGGGGAGUGUGUCUUUCUACCGGCUGCAUGGCCUCGGAUGUCUAGUACUCACCAUUUCUGCGUCCCUGGAGUUGUCAUUUUACCAUACAUCUUUCUAUACCAGUGUGUGGUAACCAAGUCCUUCGUCACCUCCGAUAACCAUGAAAAAGAGAUGAAACGGUAUCCGUAUGACUACGUUCUCUUCCACCCAGGCCAUCGUUGUCGCACCUGCAAUUUUGUCAAGCCAGCACGCAGUAAGCAUUGCAGCUUCUGCCAGGCCUGUGUAUCCCGACAUGACCACCACUGCGUGUGGUUGAUGAAUUGCGUCGGGGCCAAUAAUUACGUUUACUUCCUAUCGCUGCUUCUCUCUGUGUCGGUACUAUUGAUCUAUGGUACCUUACUUGGAUACUCGCUUCUCUGUCAGACUUUGCGACACUUCAUUCCACUGGACAUCCAGGCAGCCAUGAAAGGGUGGACGAUGUACUUCCACGUCUGGUCGAUUGUCCUCACUAGGGACCCGAAGAUUGGCACAGUCACAUUACUGAUGCUCAUGACAGCACCGCUGGCGGCUGCGUUUCUGGCUUAUCAUACGUACCUCAUCUGGGCGGGUAUGACGACGAAUGAGAGUGCCAAGUGGUCUGACUGGAAGGAAGAUAUCGCGGACGGAUUGGUUUUUAAGGGCAAACGGAGUCAGAUCCCAGGCGCCCCUGCACACGUCGACCUUGGUGAUCAACCGUGGCCAGUGCAAACCGAUCAGAUCCUGGUCACUGAUAGUGGGCCUCCAUUGGAAGGCUGUCUUCUUGAGGACACCUCCAACCGAGUUCAUUACCGUGGUGACGCAAAUAAACCAAGGACAGUUGACCCGCGAUGGACAGAACUUCACAACAUGAGUGAUCUUGACAACAUCUAUGACCUAGGGUUUCGAAAAAACCUCAUAGAUGCCUUCGGCCUACCAGUCCGAGAGAAACCGCUAUGCACACCGGCGGAACUCAUGCUGAAGGUGAUUCUGGCCGGAACGUUGAGCCACUAUGAGACCCGCGGGAUGAUCGACGACAAGCGUCUGGAGCACAUGCUAGCCUCUGGAAAGCAAAUCCUCUACAAGACGCACCAGGAAAGUGAGGUUCGACACAACUUGGGCAUGUCCCCCGACAUCUGGGUUGGCCUCACAGACGUGCUUACCAAGGCGAUUCCGGUUCUCGAGUCGCAGUCUUUCGCGUGGAAGAGUCCCAGAGCAGCACUUGAACACUCAUCAUCAAACCUCAUCGCCUACAACUAUUUUUCGUUGGUGAAAGACAUCGAGCGCCUCAAUGACCUGUGCACCAUUGCGCGGAAUCUGCUAGCGACCACAAAGAAGGCACAGAACCUGGCUGCUGAGAAGGGCUUCGAUCAGCGAAUUCUCGCACUAAUCGACACCUGUGUGCGGGUGACCGCAAGAGGAUUUGAUGGCGAAACGAACCCACGAAACGAGGAGCGCUGGCAGAAGGUUGUGAACCUGUAUAAGCGCCUUCUCAUAACCUGCCUCCAAUACCUCCACAACUUCAUCAUGCACAAUGAACACCGAAAGAUGGUUCUCUGGCUGGAUCUUUUCGGCUACCAUUCCACGGCUGACACGAACAUCAUCCAGCCCAAAGAGCCUCUGGACUCCACGGCGCGAAUUGAAGGGGUUGCGCCAAUUGUGAAGAUCGGAGAGCGCGUUAUCAAUCCUCCCAUCCGAGCGCUGUAUGACCAGACCGCUGAAGAUCUGCUGUUAGAGACCAUCGCAAAGUUCCCACGAGAGCCCUCCACAAUUAAGGAGGAAGCUGCAAUGCUACUUCUGGCGAAUAUCAAGGAUCACAUGGAGAAGAUCCUGGGGCGAGAUUUGACCGAUAUCCAGGAGAUGGGCCGCGACCCCGAGCAGGUCAAAUACAUCCGAGCUGCUUUGACUUCCAUCCUAGGCGCCAAGGUUGACGGAUGGUCCGAUCUUCAGGACAGGGCCCGUGAAUUGCCUCCUGCUCUGCCUGAGGAGGAGGAACACGAGGUCACUAAGAAGAAGACGAUCCUCACAAUUGACCGUAGCUUGACUGCUGGCUUCCCACGCCUGUGCUGGGCUGACCUACCUGAAGUCAACGAUUAUUCAGUAGAUGCACAGGUGACAGAGGAUGAUACUAGCAUGCCUCGAUCAUCCCAGUCCGCAGCUGAGACCCUACAGGAAGCUAAGGACGAAUUGAUGGCUCGGCUGCAAGAUUCUUCCCAUCUCGGUGACGAUGGUGCCGAUUACGAUCACGGCGAUGCAGGAACUGUGGGUGAAGAUGAUGCGCACAGCUUGGAGGGACAUGCGGACGGAAGUGUUGAUGGGGAUGAAGAAGAGGAUGACGAUGAUAUUGACCGAGGCGAUGACGGUGGGGACGUGGACGAUGAUGAGGAUGACGAUGACUACCGUGGUCGCCCUGGCGAUCAGCAGCGCGGCCUACUGACCGACAUUCCUCUCGUCCUGGGCCCUGCUGAAAUUGAAGCCUUGCCCAUGAUUGUGCAAGCAGGCAUCGUGGAUAGCUUUGGAUUGAAGGGCGGCGAGCGAAAUGGAUCGCGCAACAUGCAAGCCCUGAGAUGCCACAUUCUUCUCACACAGGAGACUGGCCGCAACCUGCUCCGUGAGCUCCUGAUCUUCAUUGCUGCGUGGGACCUUCCCGACGAUGAGCUCUACUUCAAGAUGAUGGUUCAGAUCAUGGAGGCUGUUCUCCGUAACGGCCUGAUGUCCCACGCAUACUCUGAUUUUGGUCAGCCCAAGGACAUCAUUUCCCCAGCCCAGGCUGUGGUGAUCAAAAUCCUGACGAACAUCUUCCGUGCCAAGUACUCCCCAGCCUCUGUUACUGGCUCCAUACAGGCCAAUGCUCCGCGAAUCCCAUCACCCCUUAGCCGCGUGGACAUUCUUACAGUGCGAUACAUCUUCACAAUCUUCCGUGGGAACAUUAUCCCGGAAACUUGCGCUCUUAUCUACCUCCAGGGCCAGAUCCGCGCCGAGCGGGCUUUGCCAGAGGACUUCCCACUCAACCUGUGGGACAUGGAGCGCGUCUACGAGGGCGUGUACCAAUUCCUUGAGUUUUUCGCUGUGCUCACAGAGAACAAUGACUGGAAGAACCUCCUGGUGAAGUGGGAGAUCGUCUACGACCUGGUCACCCUCAUCAAGGAGCUGGAAGCUAGCAUCCCCAAGGGCCAGCUGAGCUCCCUUUCCUUUGGUUCUGUUCCUCCGCCGCCCCCUCCGCCUCGUAGCACCUCUCCUAGCGACCCCUCCAAGCCUGCGUCACCUACGCCCGUGGCUGUUGAGCGUCCCUAUGACCCUAGCGAUCCUGCAGACCCUCUUGACAGCGGUGCAGGCAGUGUGGACUCCCGCCCUGAUUCUCCCCCCAUCACGGAGGAUCCCUCCGAAUUUGAGUGGCGCAAUCUCAAGAAGCUUGUCGUUCUGGUACUAUCCUCGCUGGUCUGGAAGUGCCCCGACGUCCAGGAGCAGAUCCGUCGCUAUGGUGGCGUAGAAGCCAUCUUAAGCUGUACUGCUUUUGACAGUCAUAAUCCUUACAUCAAGGAGCAUGCUGUGAUGUGUCUGAAGUUCCUGCUGGAGGGCAAUCGCGAAAACCAGCGUCUGGUCGAGGAGCUUGAGGCUCGAGAGGUGGUCAAGGAUGACGGUGGCGUGCUGGAACGGAGUGGUUAUGAAGCUAUGAUUGACCAGGCGGGCAAGCUCGCUAUCCGGACUAAGGAGACUUCUCCAUGUUCCUCUUCAUGA